Molecule: messenger RNA, 2111 nt
Organism: Aspergillus calidoustus
Lineage: Eukaryota; Fungi; Ascomycota; Eurotiomycetes; Eurotiales; Aspergillaceae
Source: the annotation of a GenBank genome assembly
GUCUGGACUUCCGACGCCCUCGUCAGGCUUUUCCUUCGCAAACCUCUUUCUUAAGGCUCGAGCACGCUGAUCCAGGAAACAUGGUGGCUUCGAAGGGAAUGAAUGCUUCAGGCCGUUGUACUUUUGUCAGGUAAACUGUUUAUCAACAAGGUAAGCAAGUGCUAUGACCUUGUAGAGGAGGUUCCCCGCUUCGCAGACUGAGUUGAAAUUGGCCAAGUGCAUGCAAUCCCAAACCCCCUCCUCUCAAGAACCCAUUACGCAUCCAAAGCAACAAUGGCUUCUCUUUGGGUCGCAGACAUUCCUCGCCCAGAUUUGACAAAUUUCGAGAAAAGAGGGCCUUCCAUCACAGAGGUCGAGCAUUUGUCUUCUUACAAUUGGAUUGAAUCCGCCACCCCCACGAUCGCUGUCCCCGGUUGCCCUCCGCUUUGGUGUCCACCUAAUACCCCCAAGAAGGUGCCCAAAGACUCUGGGCUUGUUUAUAUCGCUCAAAACGCGGUUCGUCAUCCUGAAAGUCCGCUAGAGCCACUUUUUCGCUCGUUGUAUCUUGAAAAUCCUUCAUACAACAUCCAGACAGUUGACCUAAUAACCGAUCGAAACAAUGUUCGCAAACUCCUGUCAUUCGUUAAUCCAAGUCUCUCUAAAAAUGGACUUGAACCUUUCACUAUUGAUGUUGAGGUCACGAAGAAUACAGCAAUUUUUUGUCGGGCAGAAACCGAAACCUACACAGUCAUUGGACCACAUGAGUUCAGAGGCUAUGGGCACGAGUUUGAGAAAGCAUUCACUACUAUUCAGGUUCCCCAGAGCACCGGGCAUCAUAGAGUCAUCUCCUACAAGUUCGGCGAUUUGAAAUUCGUCGUGCGCUACGAAACUGACGGCUAUCUGGGCGAACAUUCAGGAGUCCAGACUCAAAAUCUGGAUUCGGACCAUGGGAAAUUACUGAACAUGAUGGAAACCCUGUCUCUUGCGCGAUCCACAAGUCACUCUCGUCGUGCCCCCGACUCCAAACUAGUCAUUAAAGAAGAAGGCAAACAGGUGCCGAUUCAGUCAACUCUUGAAAUCAAAACACGGGCAUCUCGUAAUCCUAUUCGCAUCCACGAAGUCCUUCCGCAGCUGUGGGUAUCGCAAACACCCAAUCUUGUCCGUGCCUACCACAAUGGCGGCUUAUUUGGACCGCCAGAAGUCGAAGAUGUCACUCGUGAGAUUGCCAAAUGGGAAGAAGAUCAUGGCAAUGAUCUUACGGGGUUGGCUAUGCUGAUCAAGAAAAUUAUCAGAGUGGUUAGAGAAAAUGGCGGGAACGCGGUUGUCAAACAUGAUGGUAGAAGCGACAGCCUUGAGGUACGGACGAGAGAAGGAAAAAGGAUGUUACCGGUUGAUCUUUAUUCGAAACUUGGUGAUAAAAUGGAAUCGACCGAAGCGUUCGGAUCAGAUCCUCGAAAAACGACACUUAAAAUCGGUGACGCUGUCUACAAUGUUGACGUUUCGAUGAUACCAUUUUUAUCAUCCUUCAUUAAUUUCCAACGCCUUGCCCAGCCGCAACGGACUGAUUUCGUCCUCGAGGAUAUUCCAUUGUUUGAUAUUGCUCUCAAGGGACUGGAAUCAGGCUAUCGACAAUGUUUUCGCUCUUUGCGAGGUGAUAUUCCUCAGUACCAUACUCUCUGUGAGACAUAUGAUUAUCUCGGGGUCGACGUACUUGGAGGGCAGUCCGUUGAUGAUAUUUUCGCCGAUCUGAAAGCCUGCAAAACCGACUACGAACUCGAGUAUAAGCGUUAUCGAGUCGUGAGGGGUGAUAAAUCCCGAGCACGAGAUGCGGCAUUCCGACUUUUAUUCCUGAUGAUACGCGGCGAAUUUGGUGAUGAAAAGAAAGACCCUGCCAAGGUUUACAACGCUGUGCUAUUUGUUGUCUCACAUUCAGGUACCUUCAAACAUGGCACAAGGACUGCCGUGCGAGCGGCUUUUGAGGAGCGUUUUGUAGUAUCUCCUAAACAACAAAGCCAGUUGGAGCGUUGGAGGAAAAAAAAUGUUCCUAACUUGUCAGAUGACGAAAAUACAACCGAGGAUGAGUUUUCUGAGCCAUACCUUUCGGACGAUUCUUAGGCAGUGCUAUCAUAGUG